Messenger RNA from Pongo pygmaeus (Bornean orangutan), 3453 nucleotides. It is a transcript of the gene GUCY1B1, whose product is annotated as guanylate cyclase 1 soluble subunit beta 1. Bases 489 to 2273 code for a protein of 594 amino acids. Gene Ontology annotation, molecular function: heme binding; guanylate cyclase activity. The transcript is spliced from 14 exons. Gene Ontology annotation, cellular component: guanylate cyclase complex, soluble. Gene Ontology annotation, biological process: response to oxygen levels; cGMP biosynthetic process. The record is from RefSeq and is a predicted model, not a curated record. Lineage: Eukaryota; Metazoa; Chordata; Mammalia; Primates; Hominidae.
CUGCCGGCCACGGGAACAGCCUCACUCCUUGCCCGCGCCCAGGCAGGGGAGGUGGGAACGCCGCGAGUCGUGGCGGGGGCGAUCGGUGCCUUUGCUUCCCGGGCGGGUUCGCCGCUCCACACCGCAGCUUCCUGAGCUCGGGAAGGUGAGGUGCGGCGGAGGCGUGGGGUCUUCCCGGCUCUGGCCGGCCCCACCAGUGUGGGAGGCUGAGCGCCAGCGGCAGGGAAGGCUCCAGGUUCGCCUCCCGCGCUGCCCCCGAUGCCCAGCCUCUCCCGGAGCGGUGACAGUACGGAUUUGUGAAUCACGCCCUGGAGCUGCUGGUGAUCCGCAAUUACGGCCCCGAGGUGUGGGAAGACAUCAAAAAAGAGGCACAGUUAGAUGAAGAAGGACAGUUUCUUGUCAGAAUAAUAUAUGAUGACUCCAAAACUUAUGAUUUGGUUGCUGCUGCAAGCAAAGUCCUCAAUCUCAAUGCUGGAGAAAUCCUCCAAAUGUUUGGGAAGAUGUUUUUCGUCUUUUGCCAAGAAUCUGGUUAUGAUACAAUCUUGCGUGUCCUGGGCUCUAAUGUCAGAGAAUUUCUACAGAACCUUGAUGCUCUGCACGACCACCUUGCUACCAUCUACCCAGGAAUGCGUGCACCUUCCUUUAGGUGCACUGAUGCAGAAAAGGGCAAAGGACUUAUUUUGCACUACUACUCAGAGAGAGAAGGACUUCAGGAUAUUGUCAUUGGAAUCAUCAAAACAGUGGCUCAACAAAUCCAUGGCACUGAAAUAGACAUGAAGGUUAUUCAGCAAAGAAAUGAAGAAUGUGAUCAUACUCAAUUUUUAAUUGAAGAAAAAGAGUCAAAAGAAGAGGAUUUUUAUGAAGAUCUUGACAGAUUUGAAGAAAAUGGUACCCAGGAAUCACGCAUCAGUCCAUAUACAUUCUGCAAAGCUUUUCCUUUUCAUAUAAUAUUUGACCGGGAUCUAGUGGUCACUCAGUGUGGCAAUGCUAUAUACAGAGUUCUCCCCCAGCUCCAGCCUGGGAAUUGCAGCCUUCUGUCUGUCUUCUCGUUGGUUCGUCCUCAUAUUGAUAUUAGUUUCCAUGGGAUCCUUUCGCACAUCAAUACCGUUUUUGUAUUGAGAAGCAAGGAAGGAUUGUUGGAUGUGGAGAAAUUAGAAUGUGAGGAUGAACUGACUGGGACUGAGAUCAGCUGCUUACGUCUCAAGGGUCAAAUGAUCUACUUACCUGAAGCAGAUAGCAUACUUUUUCUGUGUUCACCAAGUGUCAUGAACCUGGACGAUUUGACAAGGAGAGGGCUGUAUCUAAGUGACAUCCCUCUGCAUGAUGCCACGCGUGAUCUCGUUCUUUUGGGAGAACAAUUUAGAGAGGAAUACAAACUCACCCAAGAACUGGAAAUCCUCACUGACAGGCUACAGCUCACGUUAAGAGCCCUGGAAGAUGAAAAGAAAAAGACAGACACAGGAUGUCCUGCUAGAAUCCAGGCCUUUAAAGUACAAACGACAUUGAUGCUGUGUGAAAAGGACAGCAGAAGCACCAAAGGCUUUCCCAGCAUUUCUUACAGUGGCUUUCUCCUGAUCCCACUGAACAGAUUGCUGUAUUCUGUCCUUCCUCCGUCUGUUGCCAAUGAGCUGCGGCACAAGCGUCCAGUGCCUGCCAAAAGAUAUGACAAUGUGACUAUCCUCUUCAGUGGCAUUGUGGGCUUCAAUGCUUUCUGUAGCAAGCAUGCAUCUGGAGAAGGGGCCAUGAAGAUCGUAAACCUUCUCAACGACCUCUACACCAGAUUUGACACACUGACUGAUUCCCGGAAAAACCCAUUUGUUUAUAAGGUGGAGACUGUUGGUGACAAGUAUAUGACAGUGAGUGGUUUACCAGAGCCAUGCAUUCACCAUGCACGAUCCAUCUGCCACCUGGCCUUGGACAUGAUGGAAAUUGCUGGCCAGGUUCAAGUAGAUGGUGAAUCUGUUCAGAUAACAAUAGGGAUACACACUGGAGAGGUAGUUACAGGUGUCAUAGGACAGCGGAUGCCUCGAUACUGUCUUUUUGGAAAUACUGUCAACCUCACAAGCCGAACAGAAACCACAGGAGAAAAGGGAAAAAUAAAUGUGUCUGAAUAUACAUACAGAUGUCUUAUGUCUCCAGAAAAUUCAGAUCCACAAUUCCACUUGGAGCACAGAGGCCCAGUGUCCAUGAAGGGCAAAAAAGAACCAAUGCAAGUUUGGUUUCUAUCCAGAAAAAAUACAGGAACAGAGGAAACAAAGCAGGAUGAUGACUGAAUCUUGGAUUACGGGGUGAAGAGGAGUACAGACUAGGUUCCAGUUUUCUCCUAACACAUGCCAAGGCCAGGAGCAGUUCUUCCCUAUGGAUACAGAUUUUCUUUUGUCCUUGUCCAUUACCCCAAGCCUUUCUUCUAUACAUAUCUCUCACUAUCUGUUAUUCAACUUUAGCUCUGCUUUUUAUUAUUUUUUAGGCUUUAGUAUAUUAUCUAAGGUUUGGCUUUUGAUGUGGAUGAUGUGAGCUUCAUGUGUCUUAAAAUCUACUACAAGCAUUACCUAACAUGGUGAUCUGCAAGUAGUGGGCACCCAAUAAAUAUUUGUUGAAUUUAGUUAAAUGAAACUGAACAGUAUUUGGCCAUGUAUAUAUUUGUAUCAUGGUUUACCAAAUCUGUUUAGUGCUCCAUAUAAAUGUAUAUGUAUAUUUUAAUGACUAUAACAUGUAAUAAAGUUUAUAUCAUGUUGGUGUAUAUCAUUAUAGAAAUCAUUUUCUAAAGGAGUGAAUUCUAAGUUUUAGGGGAAAAAUGCAAUUUAUUUUCAGACUCCCAAAGUAAGAAUUAAUAUAUCAUGCUAAGAAAAUAGUGACUAUUUUGAAGUAUGCUACUUCCCUUUCAGAAAUAUAGAAUACACAUUUCUGUUAUUAAAGUAUUUGAUUACUAAUUCAAAUCAUGUGGCAAUUAUAAUUCUUCUAAAAUGCUAUCAUUUGUAACUGUAUCCCCUGUAUUAAAUCUCAUUAACCACAGGCAGCUGUUACAGAAAGCUGCAUUGUUUCACACUGAGCUGUUACAUUAGUUCAGGCUAAAUGUUGGGAGCUCCAACCACAUCCAAGAAUAAAUCUGGAAACACACUGCUGGGAUACUGCUGUUAGAGCCCUUCUUGGCCUCGUAUUCCCAGAAAUGAGGUCCCUUUCCUUAGCUUAGAAGAAUGUGAUUAUAUCCAGGACAUCAUGUUCAGAAAACUUAGUUUAAUUUCAGCAUAGAAUGCAUUACUGUUGGAAUAAUUGGCCUCUAGCUCUUAAAUGUCUCUGAUAACUUAUUAAUAUCUAUCUUUAUAAAAGAGUGCAACUACUUUUGUGUAAAAAUGUUUGCCUUUAAAUUUAGUAUUUCAUAUCAGCACAUUGAUAUAUGUAUAAAUGUUCCAUGUUAAUGUGUAAAAGAAUCUGUAAUAAAUUAUUUUUUUCACU